Molecule: messenger RNA, 1164 nt
Organism: Myotis myotis
Lineage: Eukaryota; Metazoa; Chordata; Mammalia; Chiroptera; Vespertilionidae
Gene: GARIN1B
Product: family with sequence similarity 71 member F1
Exons: 7
Coding region: 1-1164 (387 amino acids)
Cellular component (GO): nucleus
Source: RefSeq, a predicted model, not a curated record
AUGUUGUCAUCAGCUCCACCUAGAAAGAGUUGGUGGAAAUCGAAAGCAGUAAAAGUCACAAGAUCCUAUCCAACUUUCUCUUCCCUGAAUGCCUGGGAAGAAUUCAGGGGCCUCUUGCCUGUGGAUGGAGAACCAACCCCCGGAGUGGGCCUGGGUGUGGAGGAGGGACUGCUCUGCCAGAUGGUUCACUCUCCAGAAUUCAACCUGUUCCCUGACUCCGUGGUGUUUGAAAGCAACUUUGUCCAGGUCAAAAAGGACAGGAACUGGAUCAACAUCUACAAAGCCGCCUACACCAUGGCCCUCGGGGUGACCUCCUCCGUGCCCUGCCUGCCCCUUCCCAACAUCCUCCUCAUGGCCCGCGUCAAAUGGCACCGGGGGCAGAGCCAGACGUGGAACAGACCAUCUCCCGCGCCGAACAUCAUCCUGAAGAGGAUUCUCCCAUUGAAGUUCGUGGAGCUCCAAGUCUGUGACCAGCUCCAACGCAUCCUGCGGUUGAGGACGGUCACAGAGAAGAUCUACUAUCUAAGACUCCACUCUGACCAUCCUGAGACUGUCUUCCACUUCUGGAUCCGACUAGUUCAGAUUCUGCAGAAGGGCCUGUCCAUCACCACUAAAGACCCUAGGAUUCUUAUCACUCACUGUCUGGUGCCCAAGAGCAGCUGCAGCGUCUCAGGAGACUCUAAGGAACCUCUCGAUCCUGACAGUCUUGUGAGAAGACAUGGCGAAGGAGAGUCAACUGAGCACACCGCGAUGGUGGAGGAGGAGCUCGAGUCUUCUUUGUUAGUACAGAAGAAACCUCAAGCCUCCCAGCCCAGCGAGAGCCUCCUGCAGUUGAUGGCCAAGGGGGAGAGUGAGGCCCUCUCUCUGAUUUUUGCUGACUUGCACCAGCACAACCGGUUCAGUUCCAGGAGAAGCAAAAAGACCAAGACCAAAAAGGACAACUCAGAGAAAGAUAAUUCCAGUGAAGACAGCAUUCCGUGCACCCGCGACCUCAGUUGGAGGGAUUCCUUCACCUAUGGAGAGUGGGAAAGGGAGAACCCCUCUGGGCCGCAGCCCCUCUCACUCCUCAGCACGUUGGCAGCCUCCACGAGGCCACAGCUGACUCUAUUCAUAGGUACGGUCAUGGGAUUCAUCUGGCUGCCUCGGGACGGACCUGGAGUCUGA